Messenger RNA from Triticum aestivum (bread wheat), 913 nucleotides. Its product is annotated as NDR1/HIN1-like protein 10. Gene Ontology annotation, cellular component: plasmodesma; plasma membrane. The transcript has a single exon. Gene Ontology annotation, biological process: defense response to other organism. Bases 98 to 733 code for a protein of 211 amino acids. The record is from RefSeq and is a predicted model, not a curated record. NCBI's taxonomy places the organism in Eukaryota, Viridiplantae, Streptophyta, Magnoliopsida, Poales, Poaceae.
CGCUUAGCUUAACCAGAGCUCAAAUUCUCAAGUCAAUAGCAGGCACCACCACCUCCUCCUCCAAGAUCUGAAUAGAGAAAAACCUCCGGCGGGAACGAUGUGCGGCUGCGACGAUUGCUGCGGCUGCAUCUCAUACAGGACCAGGGAGAACAUCAAGUACGGCUGCAUCUGCUUCGGCGUCCUCGCCGUCCUGGCCGUCUUUGCCGUCCUCCUGGCCGCCUACGCCUUCCUCCGCCACGUCAGCAUCACCGUGGAGGACGCGUCGCUGACCAGGUUCGCACUGCUGACCACCCCGGUGACGGCGCUGGCGUACAAUCUCUCGCUGACUCUCAACGUCCGCAACCCGAACUGGGCGAUGAGCAUCAAGAACACGGAGCCGUUCGAGGCCGCCUACAAGUUCGACGGCCAGCAGUUCGACCGCGUGCAGGUCUCUGACAAGGGCGACAAGCAUCCCCCUCGGAAGACCAUGGUUUACCGCCUUGACUCGGGAUCAGACGGCGCCCUCGUGUCGCUGGGCAACGCCGGCGUGGUGGAGUACAAGGAGGAGAACGAGACAGGUGUGUUCGAGGUGGAGGUGGCGCUGACCCGCAAAGUGAGCUACACAGCGCGCUACACCAAGUGCAAGAUCGAGGCCACCUGCAAGCUCAAGCUCAAGCUCGUGAAGCCCGAGACGACCACGGUGGUGUUCGAAAAAGUGAAAUGCAAGCUAGAAAAGGCCGACAAAAACUGCUAGAUACUUCCUCCAUGUUUGUGUGUUUGUUUGUUUCCAUUCUCCCACUCUUUGAUGAAAGAUGUGAUGAUACUUUUUGAUGUCGUCUUGCUAAUUCAACAGCGAGCCCCAAGGCGGGAUUCAAUUUUGUAAACACAUUUGUUCAAUCUCAUGUACUUUAAACUUCUUCUAGCGCUACUUGAA